Molecule: messenger RNA, 3333 nt
Organism: Hirsutella rhossiliensis
Lineage: Eukaryota; Fungi; Ascomycota; Sordariomycetes; Hypocreales; Ophiocordycipitaceae
Product: telomerase ribonucleoprotein complex - RNA binding domain-containing protein
Exons: 11
Coding region: 1-3333 (1110 amino acids)
Biological process (GO): telomere maintenance via telomerase
Cellular component (GO): telomerase catalytic core complex
Molecular function (GO): telomeric repeat DNA binding; telomerase RNA binding
Source: RefSeq, a predicted model, not a curated record
AUGACUAGAGGCGUCAAGCGGAAGCGCGGGGAGCACGAUUCCGUGGACAGGCAACUCCUCGGCUCGUCGGCCCACGUCCCGCCUGUCCAUCGGGAUCUGCUGCAGCAGUGCUAUCCCAAGGUCCGGACGCUGCGAGACCAUGCCAUCUCCAAACUCCCGGGCGGCUCUAGGCUCCGCCGAAGGAAGAUUGCCUCUUUGGGCAGUGGAAAGGACUGCAGCGAUGCCGAGAUGACCCUCGCACAUGUCCUCGACACCACGCUCAUCUGUUCUUCCGAAAGCCCGCCACGCAGCGACGGAAGUGCGUACCAGCAAUUCUUGUCCUUUUCCCAGCAGGGGGACGAAUCAUAUGUCUCCCUCUCAGACGGAAUAGCUGCAUCGACCGAGGCACAGUCCGAGAUUGUCGACUUUGUCAUAUGGCUACUCUUCCAAUGGGAGGUGAGAGCUUCGACGCGGCCCAAGCACCUUCUGUGUGAUGGCUUUCGUCGAGGGGCCAGGGAGGGUGACUUGGGCGGCCUCAAGAUUCCUGGCAUAUACAGCCUCCAUCCCAACCCUCACGCAGCGGCGCUCAAACAGGCUCCUUGGCCGCAUCUAUUGCUCUUGUUGGGGCAAUCGGGCCAGCGACUGAUGGUCGACUUGCUCAUGGACUGCUCCAUAUUCUUGGCCCUCGAGGCAGGUUCAGGCAACUACUAUCAGUUGAGCGGAUCCCCUUUGUCUGAGUUAGAUUUAUCCAAUCGCUCACUCACUUCUCGCCACGAAUCCCACGCUGUGGCGCGGAGGAUUUCGGAUAUUGCAAUCAUGAGAAGGCACAUCUUCUAUGCUAAACCAGAAUUGACUGCUCUUGGUCGGGCUCAGCCUGGCUACAGAAGAACUCCAACAGACAUUCUCAACAGAUGCCCCCAUGUUCGGCAAUCUCCGCAGCCGCAAGAUGGUUCGUUUGUGUCACAGCUUGACGCAGAAAACCACAACGAAGUGAGCACGAGGAAGGUCAUGAUGUACAUCUUCCCGCGACAAUUCGGAUUGCACAACGUCUUCACCUCCAAGGUCGAUACUGCACAAAGGCUUGGAGACUACAUGUCGCGGGAGGAAGAGAUUGCCACUUUGAUCCCGCAAGGCAACAACUCGGGUGGCGUCCCGCCGCCAAAGUUGCCCAGGAGGCUCAGGGGGGCUGCCAGGCACCUUGUGCGACGUCUUCAGAUUCUGCAUGGUCGUUGCUCGUAUGCCAAAACUCUCCGUCAUUACUGCCCGACUCAUCUCGACAAAUGCACCAAGCCAAAGCAGGAGGGCUCAAGACAAGAUGUUGCGAAUGGGAGCACGACUAACUGUUCAACACCAAUGCGCACGUCGCUGCCCUCGAAGCAAACGCCACUCGUCGACUUGGCCUGCCCAGCCUCUUGCGUUUCAGCAUUUUGCCAGGCCGUCCUGUCCAAAAUCAUACCCAAUGAGUUUUGGGGGGACGGUGAAACUCUGUGCCACAACAAGGCGGCAUUUCUUCACAAAGUCCAUCACUUCAUCAAACUGCGACGGUUCGAGUCCAUGACGUUGCACGAAAUUUCCCAGGGUUUCAAGGUGGCAGAUCUCGCCUGGCUUCGGCCGCCUGGCCACGAUGACCAAAAGCUUGGCCAAUCCGACAUCAACAAACGACGAGAGAUUUUCUACGAGUUCCUGCACUACAUCUUCGACUCACUUCUGAUACCCCUGAUCCAAAGCAGCUUUUACGUGACCGAGUCCAACACGCAUCGUUACGAAGUGUUUUACUUUCGUCAUGAUGUAUGGAGGCUCAUUGCCAAGUCUACAAUGGCAGAGCUCAGGGGCAACAUGUUUGAAGAGAUGAAGCUCGACGAAGCACAGCGGAUUUUAGACUCGAGACGGCUCGGAUAUGGUCAAUUACGGCUGUUACCCAAAGGUAACAACGUCAGGCUAAUCACGAAUCUCCGGAGGCGAAAUCCUAGCAAAGUUUCGCCAAGAGCCUUGGAACCUAGUAUCAACUCUGUACUGGGACCUAUCCAUACUAUUCUCAAGUUUGAAAAGGAUGCAAAUCUACGCAGACUGGGCUCGAGCCUAUACUCAGUCGGCGACGUGUACCAGCGACUGAGACUUUUCAAGGACUCUUUGGGACCUGGACAACGGCGCUUCUACUGUGCCAAGGUGGACGUGCAUGCCGCCUUCGACACGAUCCCUCAAGGCGCAGUUGUCAAACUUAUGUCCGGCGUUCUCAACAGACGUCUGUACACCGUUACAAAACACGCCGAGGUGCAGCCUGGCGAGCGCGCAAUGCCUGAGCCGCGCAAGACGGCCACCAGCAUCCGCAAACGAUGGUGUGCCACCGCUGUGGCAGACGGCCAUCAUCGACCACUCUUGGAACUAUUGGAGGGCAAGCUCGCCGGGUGCAAGAAAGAUACUGUCUUUGUCGAGAGCGUCGCGCAAAAGGCUUACAAUUCUGGGUUUCUCGUCGACCUCUUGUCGGAGCACGUGGAAUGCAACCUCGUCAAGUUUGGCAGCCAUUUUUUCCGACAGAAGAGGGGCGUGCCUCAGGGGUCGGUUCUGUCGUCAUGGCUGUGCAAUUACUUCUAUGCCGACCUUGAGUCGCGUCACCUGGGCUUUUUGCAAGCGCCUGACUGCUUGCUGAUGAGGCUCAUUGAUGACUUUCUCCUCAUCACGCUCGACAAGUCCAAGGCUGUUGAAUUCGUUCAAAACAUGCAUAGGGGGUUUCCCGACUACGGUGUCGAGGCGAAUCAAAAGAAGACCCGGGUCAACUUUGAUAUGCACAUCGGCGACGACGCAGUUUCCAAGGUCUCCGGGGGGGGGGGGUUCCCUUACUGCGGCUUGCUCAUUAACGAUCAGUCGCUGGGUAUCACCAAGGAUCGGAUCCGAAGCGAUGGAACUACCGUCUCAAGCUCGCUCACAGUUGAAUUUGGUCGCUCGCCGGGUCAAAACUUCCAACGCAAGGUUCUUGCCGCCUUCAAGGCACAGUCUCAUUUCAUGUUCUACGACUCUUCUCACAACAAUAAGGCCGCCGUCCUCCACUCGCUCAGCGAUGCAUUCAGCGAGACUUGUCGCAGGAUGUGGGCUUACAUCCGUUGCUUGUCUCGGCCGCAGCGACCCCGUAUCGGCCUCGUCAUUCAAACGAUUGUCAAAGUCGCAGAUGUCGCCUUUGUUAUCCUGUCCAGCAAGUCGAGAAGGUUGCGGUACUCGCACUAUUCUUUUGGCAUCCGGAAGGGACAAGUUUCAGGCAUUGCCUUUGCGGCCUUUUUAGAAGUCCUCAGCCGGAAGCAGACGGGAUAUGGCCCAGUCAUCUCGUGGCUACAGAAACAGCAGACGAAAACAUCAACGUGA